UUACGCUCCCUUCGUGUUUUUGUCACUGCGGCCACCUUCCUUUGUUGCUCUUCUUCACUUUCAUUCGAAAUAAUCCAAUCCAUUUACACACAAACAACAAAAAAAAAAAGAAGCAGAAAUCGAAACUGCAUAAUGUCACCGUACGAGUAUCCGAGGUUAUCACGUCCCGAAAUCAUCACUGCCCUCAAGGAUGCUCAGAUUGCGAGCAUUACGGACGACGAUUUCAAAAACCCUACUCUCGACUUCGUCUCUGAGCUUUACAUCAGACUUCUUAUCUAUCUCGACGUCCUCAAAGAAGAAGAGAAAGGGCAAGUCGAUUUUGAGGCUUUGCAGGAAUUGGAGAAUCCAGAUCAUCAUGUCACCUCACUGCAAUAUUCGGAUCUCUAUUGCAAAGUGAAAGAUAUGCUAGAUAUGGUGGAGUGUCCAUUACUGAUGAAUUACAAGGAUCUGAUACGCCCCGAACCAUCCCGGACCGAGUUUUUCAUCAGUUCAUUUGUGAACUAUGCUCUACACAGAGAUUCAAAAAUGAAUAAAAUAAAAGAAAAGGCUGAGGAGUUGACUCUCCUUGAUGAGGAGCGGAAGCAGUCGGAGGCACAGAUUGCCCAGUUGAAUGCAGAGAUUGGAGAAUUUGAUGAAGCCGUUGAAAGGGAUUUACCCUUUGUCCAAGAGCUAGAAGCGAGCAUUGAAGAACUCAAUCAGACUAUAUUAGGACUGAAUAAUCAGCAGAUGUCACUGAGAGCUACCUUCCAACAAAUGAGAGAGAAGAGUACACAGAUGGAUAACGAGAUUUCCAAAGCAGAGUUUGAUCUUGUGCAAACUGUCCAACCAAAUGCAAACCUCCGCUCACAAAUUGUUCAAUCUCCAGACAAAUUGCAGGGAGCUUUAGAAGAGAAGAAGAUAGUACUUGGGGAAACAAAGAAAGCUGAGCAAUCAGCACUGGAAACUUUCCAGGAAAAGGCUGCCAUUCUUGAGGUUUAUGAAAAGGCCUUCAAGAAAAUUUCAAAGUCAUCUUCGCAACUGCAAUUAAUUAACGAACAGGUAACCAAUGCGAAAGCUGUUGAGAAAGAAUUCAAAGCUCUUAAAGCUAAGUUGAGCGAAGAUGGAGUAGUGGACAAAUCAGUUGAGGCGAAAGUGGUUGAGCGGGAAAGAAAAGUGGGACAGUUGAACGAAUCAUUGAAACAAUUAGAGAAAGAAAAAGCUGUCAUGUUUGAUGAUUGGACAAAACAAUUGAAUAACCUAAACGUGGAGGUUGAAUCCAGAAGACGUGAACUUGAAGCCAGGCAAACGGAUGUGGAAUCAGUAGUAGCUGUGGUUGAUGACAAUACUGCCAAGAUUAAGCAGGUAAGACAGUCAGGAGAAGCUAAAGUGAAACAUUUAGCCGCUAAAUAUGAAGAGAUCGUGAAGCAGUUUCGUGAAUACGAGGUGUCCUUUGAUGCGCUUCUACCAAGUCUAUGAUUGAGCUAAAUUAAGGUAGGGAGAGAGAGAGAGAGAGCUUGUAAUGACCACAUUUCCUCUUCAAAUGGGUUAAAAGAGUGAUUAGAUAUUAUUUGCUACAAAGACGAAAAGACAUUACUAAUGUGAUUGUAUAAAACUGGGAAAACUUUUAUGUUGACGAGGGAGAUCGAACUGGUGACCUCAAACACAAAAACAAAAACAAAAACAAAAGAAGCAUGGAGUAAUAGGAAGGCUGUAAUGGUA
This is a messenger RNA of Camelina sativa (false flax), 1698 nucleotides long. RefSeq names its product kinetochore protein NUF2 homolog. The record is from RefSeq and is a predicted model, not a curated record. Gene Ontology annotation, cellular component: Ndc80 complex; kinetochore. NCBI's taxonomy places the organism in Eukaryota, Viridiplantae, Streptophyta, Magnoliopsida, Brassicales, Brassicaceae.